Molecule: messenger RNA, 1584 nt
Organism: Salvia hispanica
Lineage: Eukaryota; Viridiplantae; Streptophyta; Magnoliopsida; Lamiales; Lamiaceae
Product: TNF receptor-associated factor homolog 1a-like
Molecular function (GO): protein binding
Source: RefSeq, a predicted model, not a curated record
CCGCUGCUGCUGCUUCUUUUUUUAAUUGAUCGGUGAAACAGAGGAAGUGUGAAAAUGGCUGGAGGUUCAUUAGCUGAAUUGAGGUCUUUAGAGCAGGUUGAAAAUGGGAGUGUAUCAACUUCGCCUCCUAACUGGGACAUUGACUAUGAUGAUGAUGGAGGACCAAAGCCAUCUGACUUAUAUGGGAAGUAUACAUGGAAGAUUGAAAAUUUUUCUCAAAUCGACAAAAGAGAACUUCGUAGCAAUGCAUUUGAAGUUGGAGGCUACAGAUGGUAUAUUUUGAUUUAUCCACAAGGCUGUGAUGUCUGCAGUCAUCUCUCUCUGUUUCUUUGUGUUGCAAAUCAUGACAAGCUUCUUCCAGGGUGGAGUCAUUUUGCCCAGUUCACAAUUGCUGUUGUGAAUAAAGAUCCAAAAAAGUCCAAAUAUUCUGAUACGUUGCAUCGCUUUUGGAAGAAGGAACAUGACUGGGGAUGGAAGAAAUUUAUGGAGCUAUCAAAGGUGCAGGAUGGGUUUAUAGAUGCUGAUACUUUGAUAAUUAAAGCUCAAGUUCAGGUUAUCAGGGAAAGAGCAGAUCGACCUUUUCGUUGCCUUGACAGUCAGUAUCGGAGAGAACUUAUAAGAGUUUAUUUAACGAACGUUGAACAGAUUUGUCGGCGUUUUGUGGAAGAACGUAGGUCAAAACUUGGAAAGCUACUAGAGGAUAAAGCUAGAUGGUCUAGUUUCUGUGCUUUCUGGUUGGGUAUGGACCAAAGUUCUCGACACCGUAUGUCACGAGAGAAGUCAGAGUCCAUUAUGAAAGUUGUUGUGAAGCAAUUUUUCAUAGAAAAGGAGGUGACAUCUACACUUGUCAUGGAUUCUUUGUAUAGUGGUUUGAAAGCUCUUGAAGGUCAGAAUAAGGAUAAGAAGAGCAAGGGCAAGUAUUUAGAGGCAGAAGACUUACCUAUUCCUAUAGUUGGCAUGGAGAAAGAUACAUUCAUUUUGGUUGAUGAUGUAUUGCUAUUGCUUGAGCGGGCUGCUAUGGAGCCUUUACCUCCAAAGUAUGAGAAGGGACCCCAAAACCGUACUAAGGAUGGGACUGUAGGAGAGGAGUUCAACAAAGAUUCUAUUGAACGUGAUGAGAGGAGACUUACUGAAUUGGGUCGCCGAACUACUGAGAUAUUUGUCUUAGCCCACAUAUUCAGUAAAAUUGAGGUUGCAUACGAAGAGGAUGUUGUCUUGAAGAAGCAAGAAGAACUCAUCCGUGAAGAGGAGGCAGCACUAGAGCAAAAAUCCAGGAGAGGAGAAGAUAAGAAAAAGAAGUCUAAAAAGAAACAGGUUUAUUAAGACUCAGUUAUAUUUGGUGAUUCUGGGGAAGUUCAGGGCAAAAUGCAUGCAUGACGUAAUUUGGUUUUAUUAAAGACUUGGAAUUGCAGUUAAUUCUAUAUUUCUUUCGAUUUAUUCCACGCGACAAUUAAUCCCGUACCAAACUAAAUAACUCAGUCGUAAUUUAGUUUAUUACGGUAUGCGUCAACUCAGCGAUUGUUCGCUUAUCAUGUUACCAUGUUUAAUUUUAUCUCUUGUUCCGUUGCCUUUUUUUGAAAACUA